Messenger RNA from Capsaspora owczarzaki ATCC 30864, 3173 nucleotides. RefSeq lists its product as hypothetical. Gene Ontology annotation, biological process: DNA replication initiation. NCBI's taxonomy places the organism in Eukaryota, Filasterea, Ministeriida, Capsasporidae. Gene Ontology annotation, cellular component: nucleolus. The record is from RefSeq and is a predicted model, not a curated record. The transcript is spliced from 14 exons. Gene Ontology annotation, molecular function: chromatin binding. Bases 21 to 3002 code for a protein of 993 amino acids.
UUCUCAUUCGCGCAAGGGAGAUGGGAAAGCAGCAUCAGCAACAUUCAGGCAGCCGAGGCGCCGCAGCUCCAGCUCGCCGCACGGCUCAGCAGGCCGGCUUCGAGUCGGACGCCGCUCGCGGUGCAUCCCGAUCAUCCAAGAAGGCCCGCCUGGCGCAUCCGUCCGGGAAGCAGCAACAGCAACAGCAACAGCAGCAGCGGCAACACGUGCGCUCAGAGAAGGGCGCUGGCUCAAAGCAGGCGAGCAACGGCCACAAGAAGCAAGGCGCAGCAGCCAACGGCGCCCGUCGCGGUCCUGGCAGCGACUCUGACGAGCAUGAUGAUGACAGCACCAAGGCGGAGAGCAGCGAUGAGGAGCUGUCGCCAGAGGACCUCGCCUUCUUCCGCAGCAAUCCGUCCGCCAUGUCCUUCCUCUCCAACUUUGAUGCUUCGGCCGCCGCGCUGAAAAAAGACAAGAAGCAAAUCCAGCUGGCCAAGGGCAAGCCACAGCAAGGCCCAGAGGGCAAGAAGGCUUAUCGAGUGCUGACGGCAGCCGAUCUCGACAGCAGCGAUGAUGAGGGCUCGAUCGCCGAGGACGACUUUGACAGCGACGUCGAGGACUUUGAUGACGCUGAGGACGGCGCAGACGACGAAGAAGAAGAAGACGAAGACGAUGACGAUGCUGGCGAAGAUGACGAUGAAGUUGAGGAUGGCGACGAGUCGGACGCAUCGUCGGUGCAUCUCAGUGACAUUGAAGAAGAGUUCAACGAGCGCCACGGCCGAACAGCCGCACGCAAACCCGGCAAGAGUGCUGCCGACGACGAGAACAUGGAAGAGCAAUACGAGCAAGCGGUUGCCGCACGCUCCAAGGGCGGCAAAGACCCUGCUUCGGAGGAAGGUGGCUCGCGCAUGCCGCUCAAGACCAAACAGGGCCUCGUCAUGGUCACCGCCCCGAUGGCCCCGUCUGUGGCCAAGCAGAACAAGCGUGCCGACGAGCCGGCAGCGCCCGCACCAACAAAGCGCCCAGUGGCUGUCGAGGAGCCAGUCGACGAGGUCCAGCUGUCGCUGGCCAAGGCCAUGCCCGACCUCGAAAACAUGCCGCUUGCUGCGCUGAUUGCAUGGCGUCAACAGCAGCUCUCCCGCGCCAAGCAACAGCUUGCCGAGUUUGCUUCACAGAUCAUGGAGAAUCCUGAAGUCCAUGUUGGAUUGUUCAAGCAAAUCGGCCGGUUUUACCGCGAGUCGGAUGACAUUCGCAUCCAAAAGCUCGCCAUGCUGACCGCCGUGCGUGUGUUUAAGGACAUUCUUCCUGCCUACCGCAUUCGCGACACGGGCGACGAAGAAGAUGGCAAGCAGCAAGUUUCCAAGGAAAUCAAAAAAAUCCAGGCUUUCGAAACCGCCCUGCUCGGACAGUACCAGCAAUUCUUGCUGUUUUUGGACAAGUGCACCAAAGACUUCGUUGGUCUUGGUAACAAGCACGGCGAAGACAAGAACGAGUUGGCAACCGAAUCAGUCAUCAAGCUUGCCGAAUGCGCCAUUACGUGCAUGGGCGAGCUCUUGCUUCAAAACCCGUAUUUUAACUUUUCAGUCAAUCUUAUUGCGACGUUGGUGCCGCUGAUGGGCGUUCGAAAGCCCGAAAAUUUUGCAGCACCAAUCUGCGCAACGAUCGUGUCUCUGUUCCAGAACGACCCAAAGGGCGAAGCCGUGUUGGACGUUGUCAAGGUGGUCGCCAAGCUCGUCAAGGCGAAAAAUUACAACCUUCCCCGCACUAUUGUAGACCCGUUUUUGCGAUUACGCCUUGACAGCGACUUGGAGGCCGUCAAGGACAUCAAUCCGAUCGACAACCACAAGUCCGCCCAGUCUCGCAAGAAGCCGCACAUGUCCAAGAAGGAGAAGAAGAAGACCAAAGUCGCCGCCGAGCUUGAUCGGGCCAUGCGCGAAACCGAGGCCGAAGUCAGCAAGGUUGACCGGCAGCGCAUGCAAACUGAAACGCUCAAGUGGGUCUUCUUGACAUACUUCCGCGUCCUUAAAAACGCAACGCGAUCGCCAUUGCUUCCGGGUGUCCUCGAGGGCUUGGCAAAAUUUGCCCAUUUGAUCAACAUUGACUUUUUCAGCGAUCUUAUGUCGGUGUUGAAAAACCUGCUGGUCGAGGAAACGGUCAGCAUCGAGUCCAAAAUCCACUGCGUGAAGGCUGCCUUCCAAAUCCUGACCGGACAAGGCGAGGUUCUCAACAUUGAUCUCAAGGACUUUUACGCCGCUCUCUACGCCGCGUUGCCUGCGGUUGUGGGCGAAGAGCGCCUCAUUCGCCCGCUCGUCUCUUGUCUCGAAUUGAUGCUCCGACAGCGCAAGCAGUCGAUUGAUCGUGUGGCGGCAUUCGUAAAGCGUCUGUGCUCGAUUGCAACCAAUCUUUCUGCAGAAGGGUCUCUCGCCCUGAUGACUGCCACCCGUGGAUUGAUGAAGAACAAUCCCCGUUGUGAGCAACUGUUGGAUAGCGACGUGUCAUCGACAGGAGUGUAUCGCGCUGAGCUCGAUGACCCGGAGCAUGCAUGUGCCUUUGCUACCACCUUGUGGGAACUCCCGCUUCUGCAGAGCCAUUAUCAUCCCUAUGUGCAAACCUUUACGCAUCACAUCCUCCAAGGCGCGCCUUUGGACGGAAAAGAUGCGUUGAGCGUCCCCGAAGCGCGCCGGUCGUCGGUCAAGAUCUUUGACGAGUACGACACCGCCGAGGGCGGCUUUAAGCCACCGAUUCCCCCUCCCAAGGUUCAUCCCUUGCAAAAGCAGCUGGGCAAGAGCGGAGCGGAGCGUGGCGUGUUUGUCAAGUUCCGUCCGCUUCAGAGCGAGUAUCUGCGCGAGUUUGCCGCAAAGAUGGCCGACCAAGAAAUCGCCUCUUCGGCAAAUCGGGCGGCUGCCAGCACUGGUCUGCGCACUCACUUUGAGCUGCUGCGUGAGCAAAACCGCCAAGUCCGUCUCAUGAAUGAGCUGCGCCGCCUGCGUGCCACCAUUCACGCAUUCGAGCGCGACGAGUAAAGCAGAAUCGAUCGAGCGACGAGCCCUUUUCCGUCGGUUUUAGUUUGCUCGACUUGGUUUUUUUGUUUUGCCACUGCUUUGAUGCUGGUCCUCUUCGUGCCCCCCCCCCCUCCUUCCGUUCCUAUUGUCAACGAAUGAUGACUUGGUAGUUUUAUUUCCAAUGCAGCACAC